GAGAAGCGUGGCGUUACCGUGCUAUAGAUUGCUUGCCGGCUGCAAGAGCGUCCGACGCUUGCGCGACAGACGAGCGAGGCCCUGAAGCUCCGAAACGGCGGCGUGUGACCACCGAGCGCACACCCUGCCUCGCCAAAAGAUUGAGCAAUCCGUUUCUUCCUUGUGCACUGUUUGGCCUUGAGCGCCUGGAGCCAAGCGAUAUCCURGUCAUGAUUUUGGAGAGUGCCAUGUCCGAUAUUCCAUCUUCRACAGCUGAUGCCGGGCAUAUCCCGGCUGUACCGCUCAUMGCCGAGGUCGCCAGCAAGUUGACSGCGAUUUUGGUCGUGGUCGCCACACUCCUUGGCAUAGCGACCACGCUGAUCGGCAUCUACGGCUACAAGCAGGAGUUGGCGAUUAAGCGCGAGAUCGCAGACAACGCCGACGUACUGGAAAAGGCGAAGGCGGAAAAGACGGUCGCAGAGUCGAAAGCUGCCGCCGCGCUGGCCGAAAACGCCCGCAUCAAGCAGGCGGCCGAAAGCAAGUAUUCGCAGCAAAAAGCGCUCGUUGAGGCAGCCACGGCACGGUUUGCCGAACGGAUCAAGCGGGCGGAAGCGGACAAGCAGUCGGCGGUCGCCAUCUCGGCUGCCGAGAUCGCCAGGAAUGCGGAUGUGAAGUUCAAGGCGGAAGCGGAGAAGGCGACGUUGGAAGCGCUCGAGAUCGAGCACAAGGCGAACAUCGAACUGUGGCUUGCCAACUGCGCAGCAAGGGAGGGACCGGGCGGUCAGGACCAGCUCGUUGACUGCUCCAAGAGGUGGUCGUGCAUGCCGGGUGCGGGCGGCGCGCUAUGCUGAAUUCGCCGUGGUCCCGCAAGUUGUUGCGCGCGGCCCUCGUCCUGUCGAUUACAGUCGAGAUCGUCGUGCUCGGCGUGCAAUGGCAGGACAUCAGGUCGAAAAUUGCGGUCGCUCAAAAUGCGCGCGAUCGUCAGAAGGGAGAAGCCGAUAAGGUUGCGGCCGAGGCGCGCAACGCGGAAGAAGUUGCG
Molecule: messenger RNA, 1018 nt
Organism: Chara braunii
Lineage: Eukaryota; Viridiplantae; Streptophyta; Charophyceae; Charales; Characeae
Source: the annotation of a GenBank genome assembly